Molecule: messenger RNA, 1886 nt
Organism: Solanum lycopersicum (tomato)
Lineage: Eukaryota; Viridiplantae; Streptophyta; Magnoliopsida; Solanales; Solanaceae
Product: putative F-box/LRR-repeat protein
Molecular function (GO): protein binding
Source: RefSeq, marked validated
GCAAAAAAAUGUCGAAUGCAGAGGAAAAAGUGGAGGCAUCUUCUACUGCACCACCACCGCCAUCGCCGCCGUGGGUUGAGCUUCCGGCGGAAAUCACGAUAGACAUUCUCCAACGGCUAGGGACGAUAGAGAUAUUGGAGAGUGCGCAGAGGGUUUGUAGUACGUGGUGGAAAGUGUGCCAUGACCCCGCUAUGUGGCGUGUUAUUGACUUGAAACGUGUCGUUUGUAGAUCCAAAUUGGCCUAUGUGUUGGAGAAGAUAUGCCGUCUUGCUGUGCGUCGUAGCCAAGGCCAGACUUUCAAAAUUAGCAUAGACAAUUUUGGUAAUGAACGCUUGCUCAGCUACAUUGCUUCGAGAUCAAGCCAGCUCAGGCAUCUCCGACUUGUUAAGUGUUAUAAUCGGUUAUCUGGGGGUUUGGCUUCAGCUGCGAAGAACUUCCCAUUUUUGGAGGAGUUGCAUAUUUACUUCACCUCUAUUACUAAAGAUGAUAUAGAAAUUGUUGGCCGCUCUUGCCCUUUGCUCAAGUCUUUUGUAUUGCAUGCCAGUCCAUUUGAUAAAGUUAGAACACCACCAUCACAAGACAAUGAUAAAGCUGUAGCCAUUGCCAGAUGUAUGCGUGGAUUGCGGCAUCUUGCCCUUAUUGAAAAUAACUUGACAAAUGAAGGACUUCAGGCCAUUCUUGAUGGCUGUCCACACCUUGAAUCACUUGACUUGCGCUGCUGCUGUUGUAUCGAUCUUGAAGGGGAUUUAGGAAGAAGGUGUAGCCAACAGAUUGUAGAUCUAAAGAAGCCUCGUGACUCUACUUGCGAUUAUGAAUUUGAUUGUAAAAUUAGGCAUUAUCGGUCUUUUGAGGAUUACUGCCGAUCUAGGUUCUCCAACUACAAUUCUUUCAUCGUCGGGGACAUUCAUGAGUAUGAUUAUUAUUUUUGACUCCAUGUAGCAGCAAGUACGUCGAUGAAGCUGGGAUCUUUUAUUGUUUUCAUGUUCAAAAUGAAACUUCGCUGAGGGCAAGAACCCAAAUUAUCAGUGGCAUCACUUAGACCAUGAAACUGUCAUAUUAAGCACUGCCCCAGCAUCAACUGGUACAAGGAGGAGGCACGAUAGCGAAGUGUAAGGUCCUCUCAAGCAGUGAGAGGAGCCAGGGUUGAAGAAUGCGUAUUUAUCGGCAGAGUGGGGUUCGUUUAGCAAGCAAUCUUGUUGCUUGAAAGCACACACAACACUCAAUAGGAAUUUGAGUGUGAAAGCAGUCUGCUCAUGCCCAGCGGACCAAUUUACGAUGUCUUUGUCGCUGAUGUUCGUUAAGCAGGCCACAUGGAUUGGUUAGGGUUUCUUUUCGGCUAAUAAAUCCUUGAUCCUAAAGCCUUUGAAGUAUCUUUUUGAUAGGUGCCUCUAUUUGUAUGGGAAAUUUGUUGCUGAAACAUCUCCCCUAGCUUCCCCUCCUUCCCCUGCUGCCUUUCGAUCCGCAGGAGAAUACAUUUACGAUGUCCCUGUCACUGAUGUUUUUCAAGCAGGCCACAUGGAUGGACCCCCAGGAUCGUCUUUGGCCAAUGUGAACUCUCUGAAGGAAGGGUAUGGAGUUGAUCCUCGCACUGAUCUCUAAGCGCUAACUGACCCUUCUCCGGUUUCUUGAAACGGGGAGGAACUUCCUGAUGAAACUAUUUCCGAGUUUUGGAUGCUUGCUAAAUUUGCUUCUGAUCUCGAUAAAGCUUACUCAGAAUCAUCUCAACCCCGAAGCAUUUGAAGUAUCUUUUGGUAGGUCCCUUUAUUUGUAUGUGUAAUUUGCUUCUGAUAAAUCUUGCUUAGUGGGAGAGAAAAAGAAGUAAUAACUGCUGUCAGUAUAAUUUACUAUUGUCAGUUGAAGGUAUAUACUACUAUGGUUUGUUUUUG